GUCUUUAUAUAUACUUUACAGGAAUCUUUUCCAUCAUACCUGCCGUAUGUCCCGACUUAAUCACCACGCCUUAUUUGAAGACCAUGUCGUCACAGCAGCCGAUUGGUAUCACUUGCGAAGCUGGAGACGGCAUCUCCCAGACCUGACAUGGGUCACAGUGUUGUCGGGGUUCUGGCUCUGGGUUGUCUACUUCGCGCUGAUCGCCGUGCUCAUCGGACUUUACCACACUGUGCUCGUGCCGAGGGGAGCCCCUGACUGGCCUCCAAAGAAUGUGGCGUCUGUGCUGUACCAGCCCUUCGCAAUCACGUCAUUUGCGCUAGCGCUGCUGAUGGUGUUCCGCACCAACUCCAGCUAUGCCAGGUGGUGGGAGGCUAGGACUGUCUGGGGCCAGGUGUUCAAUGUUACCCGCAACCUUGUGCGGCAGGCAGACGCCUGGUUUGGCGAGGAAGAUGUGGCGGCGUUUCAGAUGCUGGUGCGCUGGUGUGCUGCGGCUGGGUACAUCCUUCAGGCCCACCUGUGUACCGCCAAACUUGGCCCAGAGGCCGAGGGACUCCUGCAUCCAGAGGAGCUCAAACUGUUGGCAUCCUGGGAGCACCGGCCUAUCUGCGCCGGUCAGGUACUGUCCAGCAUUGUGGCAUCGGCGGUGAAGGAUUCCCAGCUGCGCGCGGCUAUGGACGAUCAAAUAGCGACGUACAUAAAUGAUGCUGGCGCGUGUGAACGCAUUCAGAGGACCUGCAUCCCAUUCUGCUACACCCGCCACACCUCCAGGUUCCUGAUAUUGUGGCUGACAUUUCUGCCCUUUGCUCUGUGGGAAAUCUGUGGCUGGGCCUCCCCUGUGGCUGAGGCUGUGCUCGCCUUUCUGCUGAUGGGAGUGGAAAACAUAGGGAUACAGAUAGAGGAGCCUUUCCACGUGCUGCCCAUGCAUUCCUACUGCGCAGUCAUUGCCAAGAAUGCUCUGGAGGUUGCACGGGAGCGCAAAGGCUUGGACCUCUUUGUGGAGGAGGCUCUGAGGAGGGAGUUGUGCAUGGAGCCUCUAGGCAAGCUGGAAAAUGGAGGAGCGGGUGCUGAUAGCAACGUGUUUGUGCGCCCGUCUGGCGCAGCAGGAGUGUCGCACAAGGCGUCCCCCAGACCAACAAACCCGUCCCUACGAGUCCGUUGUCAGAGCCACAGGCACAACGCAGACCCGAGCCUUCAUGAGGCCCGUGGAGUGUUUCAGAUGGUACCCCAGCGUGGCGAAGCCACCCUGCUUGACGCCAGGGAUGCCUUGGAAACGUGCAGCGCCUUGAAUGACGCCUCGUCGAAGGAGGCCUGCUACGCCACCUUUGGAUGCGACGGCAGACGUGUCGAGAAAUACUUCGGCGCUGUCGAGGUCCUGGAAACUGCCUGGGAGCAAGUCAAGGAGGAAGAAGUGGAAGAUGACGAUGAGUUUGUGGAGGAGAAUCUUUCUCCAUGGCCCUGGGAUGGACGCUAG
Molecule: messenger RNA, 1471 nt
Organism: Coccomyxa subellipsoidea C-169
Lineage: Eukaryota; Viridiplantae; Chlorophyta; Trebouxiophyceae; Coccomyxaceae
Product: UPF0187-domain-containing protein
Exons: 14
Coding region: 47-1471 (474 amino acids)
Molecular function (GO): chloride channel activity
Source: RefSeq, a predicted model, not a curated record